AUGAUUACAUGUCAACAUGAUAAAGAAUUUUCCUCAUUAUCUUCAAAUUCUUCUUCGUCAAUUUCAUCUAUUCGGCCAACAUUUGGUGAUUAUACAUUUUGUGAUGUUACUACUGCAAAUAAUGAAUUAAAUUAUUAUCCACCAUUUUAUUCAUUUAUUGGACAAAAUUGGACACCCACAGAUCUUAAUUUAACAUCCACAAUGGUUCCAUCAUGUAAAUGUGAUAAUAUGUUAUCAAUGGUCAAACAACCAAAACCAAAAAGACGUCGUGUAGCAACAAUAGCUCAACGUCGAGCAGCUAAUAUUCGUGAACGUAAAAGAAUGUAUAAUUUAAAUGAAGCAUUUGAUCAACUAAGAGAAAUAGUGCCCAUAUUUGCCUAUGAAAAAAAAUUAUCAAGAAUUGAAACACUUCGUUUAGCUAUUACUUAUAUUGCAUUUAUGACACAAAUUAUUAAUGGAAAAACGGUUGAGACAGCAUCAUUGAAUCCUGAAAAAGUUUUAGAAGAAUGGUUUGCUGAUCCAAAUAAUUUAGCAGCAUCAAAUCAACAAUCAUUUACAGAAGCAUCUUAUUUUUUUGACACAGAUUCAAGUUGUAGUUUUGAUUAA
Didymodactylos carnosus is the source of this 606-nucleotide messenger RNA. The record is from the annotation of a GenBank genome assembly. Lineage: Eukaryota; Metazoa; Rotifera; Eurotatoria; Philodinida; Philodinidae.